Molecule: messenger RNA, 4889 nt
Organism: Diceros bicornis minor
Lineage: Eukaryota; Metazoa; Chordata; Mammalia; Perissodactyla; Rhinocerotidae
Gene: PROM2
Product: prominin 2
Cellular component (GO): cell surface; prominosome; cilium
Molecular function (GO): cholesterol binding
Source: RefSeq, a predicted model, not a curated record
AUGAGGGCGGGUCCGGACCAGGCCCUGCCCCCCUACCCCAGGCCUCCGCCCCUGCCCUUCCAGCGCUCCGGGCGCGGCGCCCAGGUAGAUCGGGAGUCCAAACCUGUCGGGCCGGUUUUGAGCGCUGCAGGUCGAAGGCUGGCGAAGGAUGCACGGCCUGCCCUGUGCUCCGCCCGUCUCGGCCGUCUGAGUCCGGCUCCUGCCUGCCCUGCAGCCCACCCCGACCCCAUGACGCGCGCGCCCGGCCUCCUGGCGCCCCUGCUGGGCCUGGGCCUGGGCCUGGGGCUGGCCCUGACCCUGCCGGGGCCGGGGGCGGCAGACUGCGGGACCCUAGGUCCGGUGGAGCGCCUGGCAUUCGCGCCGGCGGCCAGGGCGCGGUGGCUGGCCCCGCGCGUCCGCGCGCCGGGGCCCCUGGACCCCCUCUACGGUACCGUGCGCAGCUUCCUCUCCGUGGUGCAGCUCAACCCCUUCCCCGCCGAGCUGGUAAAGGCCCUGCUGAAUGAGCCGGCCUCGGUGAAGGUGGAUGAGGUGGUGCGGUACGAGGCGGGCUACCUGGUGUGCGCUGUGGUCGCGGGCCUCUACCUCCUGGUGCUGCCCACCGCAGGCCUCUGUUUCUGUUGCUGCCGCUGCCGCCGGCGCUGUGGGGGCCGCGUGAAGACGGAGCACAAGGCGAUGGCCUGUGAGCGCGGCACCCUUGUGGCCUUCCUGCUGCUGACCACCGUCGUGCUGCUGAUUGGUGUGGUCUCCGCCUUUGUCACCAACCAGCUCAUGCAUGAGCAGAUGGGCCCCAGUGCCGCGGCUGUGCCUGAGACUCUGCUCAGCCUCCGGGGCCUGGUCUCUGAUGUCCCCCAGGAGCUGCAGGCCGUGGCACAGCAGUUCUCCCUUCCCCAGGAGCGAGUCUUGGAGGAGCUGGAUGGUGUCGGCGUGAGCAUCGGAAGCACGAUCCACACCCAGCUCAGUAGCACCGUGUACCAGGCACUGGCCUCAGUGCACAGCCUGGGCCAGGCCCUGCAGGUCUCCGUGGACCAUCUCCGAGCCCUAAACGCCACCUCGGUGGAGCUGCUGGAGAGGCAGCAGGACCUGGAGCCGGCUGUCCGGGCGCGCCGGGAGCACCUCCUCGCCCUGCUGCAGGAACCCGGCUGCCGGGGCUGUGCAGAGGCCCUGAGCCAGGCCCGCACCCUGCAGCUGGGGGCAGACUUCAGCCAGGUGCCCCCCGUGGACGAUGUCCUGCAUCGGCUGAAGGAUGUCCCAAAGGCCAACUUCUCCAGCAUGGUCCAGGAGGAGAACAACACCUUCAACUCCCUCCCGCUCCUGGCUGCCUUGCAGAUGGCCGACGUGGUCAGAGAGCUGAAGAAGGCCGUGGCCCAGCAGCCUGCAGGGCUGACCACACUGGCUGAAGGGUUCCCAGCCUGGGAGGCGGCCUCUCGCUGGAGCCGGGCACUGGAGGAGGUGGAACAGAGCAGCCGCCCCUACCUGAAGGAGGUGCAGAGAUAUGAGAAAUACAGGUGGAUUAUGAGCUGUGUGCUGUGCUCCAUGGUCCUGCUUGUGGUGGUCUGUAACCUGCUGGGCCUCAACCUGGGCAUCUGGGGGCUGUCCGCCAGGGAAGAUCCCAGCCACUCAGAAGCCAAGGGCGAGGCUGGAGCCCGCUUCCUCAUGGCGGGUGUGGGCCUCAGCAUCCUCUUCGCUGCCCCCCUCAUCCUCCUCGUCUUCGCCACCUUCCUGGUGGGUGGCAAUGUGCAGACACUGGUGUGCCAGAGCUGGGAGAGUGGGGAGCUCUACGAGUUUGCAGACACCCCGGGGAACUUGCCCUCAUCCAUGAACUUGUCUCAGCUUCUUGGCCUAAAGAAGGACAUCAGCGUCCUCCUGGCCUAUCAGCAGUGCAGGGAAGGGGCCGCUCUCUGGAGGGUCCUGCGGCUCAAUGAUUCUUUCGAUCUGGAGAAGCACCUGGAUAUCAGCCAGUACACUGCCAAGCUACAGCAGGAGUUACAGAGCCUCAAACUGGAAGUGAAGAAUCUGGACUUGCUGAGCUCAGCUGCCCGCCAGGACCUGAAGGCCCUGCAGAGCAGUGGGCUGGAGAACAUCCACUAUGCUGGCUUCCUUGUUCAGAUCCAGAAGCCCGUGAUGAACACGGACAUGGAGAAGCUGGCCCAGGAGCUGCAAGGACUGGCCCAGACCCAAGGCAGUUCUGUGCUGGGACAGCAGUUGCAGGAGGAGGCCCAAGGGCUCAGAAGCCUCUAUCAGAGGAAGGUCCUCCCCCAGCAGAGCCUCAUGGCCACACUCAACCUCAGUGUCAGGGCCCUGGCAUCCUCUGCCCCAAGUCUCCAGCUGGAGACCUCAGAUGUCCUGGACAAAGUCACUUACCUAAAAGGAGAGCUGCCGAUCUGGGCUACCCAUAUCCUGAAGAAUGAAAGCGAGUGUUUCCUGACCCGGGAGAUGGGCUACUUCUCCCAAUAUGUGGCCUGGGUGAGAGAGGAGGUUACUCAGCGCAUCGCCACCUGCCAGCCCUUCUCUGGAGCCCUGGACAAUGGCCGUGUGAUCCUGUGUGACAUGGUAGCUGACCCCUGGAACGCCUUCUGGUUCUGCCUGGCAUGGUGCACCUUCUUCCUGAUCCCCAGCAUCAUCUUUGCUGUCAAGACCUCCAAAUACUUCCGUCCCAUCCGGAAACGCCUCAACUCCACCAGCUCUGAGGAGACUCAACUCUUUCACAUCCCCCGGGUCACCUCCCUGAAGCUGUAGGACCCCAGUGGGGAUGUUUGCUGACUGCACAGUGAUGCCCGGGGUGCUGCCUGCCCCCUUGACUUGGCCUGGACCAGAGGACUCCUGUCAGUCUUUGCCCAGAGCCCAGACCGCAUGCAGGCCUGGAUUGCCCCCCAUUCCAGUUACCUCACCCCAUCUUACCUGUUCCCUUUCCACCCUCUUUCUGCUCAUGACCCUUCACUCAUCCGCAAAAAUGCACUUAACUUCUGUUGAGCUACAGAGCCAACAGGUCCUUCCAGGUGUCUAUCCCUUAUCCUCCUUGCUGCAAUGUAGCAGCACCAGGAGAAGCCUGUCUCCACCUGUUAGAAGCCCUUCCUCAGCCCCUUGGGUGGGACAGAGGCCCUGUCCAGCCCCACUCUGUCACCACGGCCCCUCCCUCUGCCCAUGCCUCCUCCUGCUGCUCUCCAGCUCCUUGCCGCUUCCUCAUCUGCCCUCCCCACUUGCCCCAACUUCACUCUGUCCCCUCCCCAACCCUUGCGUCCUCCCCCCAGGGAAGCCCUUUUCCCUUUUGUUCCCUCUUUACCUUAUCUUUAUCCCACUACCUUGCCGGCCCCCGGGGACCCCUCCUCCCCAACCAAACUUAUCAGUAAAGCCACAAGCAGGCCAGGACCCCCCGAGCCCUCCACAGACCCUGGCCUGGAUUUCUGGCCCCACCAGGGAGUGAGAGAGGCCUGUCUCAAGGCUGAGCCCCCUGCCUGCACCCCAGGUUAGAAAUAGUGCUGCUGUCCCUCAGCUCCUCUCUGAGCACUGGCUCCCUAGGAAGGGACCUGGGACCUGGGCCAGAGCAGGGGCUUCCCCUGAGCUCCCCAGAGGGUGGCAUCUUCCACAGCCCCCACCCAGCUUUCCCAGGAGGGAUCUGGUGGACAUAAAAGGAUUUUCCACUGUGGCCGUUACUCCUCCCGUCCUAUGCAUGUGAUAUAGGGACAUCCCUAGUCCAUCCCUGAGCCCUUCCUGCAUGCUGGACCCUGCAUUCCAGAAACAGGGAAGAGGAAGAGGAGAGAGAAGAAGAGAUGGACAGGACCUUUGAACCACUGAAGUGUUCUCACUAUCCUGAGCCUUGGCCUUGAUACCAGGUUUCCCAGGCUAGGGCCCUGUGUGCGGUUGGUGUUUAGUAAGUGUUUGUGGAGAGGAGACUCCAGGGCCUCCUCUGACUGCAGGCGUCCAGGGAUUACUCCAGCAAUCAGCAGAUGGGGAGAGAGCCCAGUCUGGGAGCAGGCAGACCUCUGUUCACAUCCUCGCUCUGAUGCUUAUUGGGUGGGGCCCCUUGAACAUGUUCUGUGGGUCCCCAGGACCUCAGUUUCUCCAUUUAUAAAAUGAGGAGAAUAGUCAGAGCCUCCUCAUAGGGCUGUGAAAAGCCUGAUAAUGCACAGAAAGCCCUUGGCAGGGUCCUGGCACAAACAAAUGCUUGAAUGCUGCUAUUUUUUUGCCAUGACUGCUCUGGGCUGGGGGCGGAGCUGGGUCUGGGCAGGUACAGGGAAGAGGGAGAUGGGUCCCUGUUCAAAGGCGCUUUAAGAUUGUAGUCUGCUGCGUUUCAGGAGAUGUCUAUGUUUAAUUGCAUCUCAUAAACUAGCAACAAAUUUGCUAUUAGAAAUUAGGAUGGUGCAUACACAAUGUAUUGUCACUAUUACAAGCACACUCUCAAACGAGCAUCCUUGGAUGUAGCACAAUCGCCUCUUUUUGGCUUUUCCCAGAGGUUUUUUUUGCUUGUUUCUUAUCUGUUGCCCUGUGCAGGGGAACUGUGGUACCCUGCAUCUGAAGAAUGAAAUUGAUAGAAUAAAAAAAGAAAUAGAAAUGAUUAAAAAAUUAUUUCCAGUUCUCUAUCAAAAUUGCCUACCUUAUCUUUUAUAUGUUUGAGUACAUUAAACAUAGUUUUUUUAAAAUUCAAUAACUCACUAAUGUGGAGCCUCCAUGAGUCUAUUUCUAGUGUCUGUUGUUUCUCUUGGUUUUUGUUACUUUCGUCUUGUCUCCUCACAUACUUGGUAAUUUUUGAUUGAGUACCACACAUUAUAUCUGUAAACCUGUAUAAAUAAAUCAAGGAGUAGGAUGAAGUUAUCUUCCUCCAUGAAGAUUAUGUUUAUAUCGGACAGAUGGGAUCUACCAAACCAAGAUCACUUUAAUCUACUUUCAGGGAC